CCAGUGAUGUGCGUUUACUUCCUGGAAUUGACUUCUUAAAACCGAGUGAUUCAUGGCGCUUUCCUACUGUUUCAGUAGAAUUAUCUGGAUAAAGAUUUGCUUUAGUUGACUAGUUAACAGGCCAAUUAUGUCGUCUUCAGUUCCUGGCUAGGUUCUAGAUAGCUUGCGUAGUCGGUUCGAGAUAACUUGCUUUCUGGGCUAAGUUAGCUGGCUGAAGUGAUACGUGCAGCUAUUUAAAGCUAUUUAAUGGUUUACAUGUAUGGCAUCAAAUCGGGCUUUUGAAGAAAGCACCGCUUAUCUAGCUAGUAGUCGAUAGAUCAAUUUGUUCUUCUCUAGGCUUAAUUGUACCGCACUUGGUAUACAUUCGCAAUUGAGGUUUUAUGGAGACUAAAAUGGUUAAAUUCAGUUUUGAGCCAAGGGAUUGAAUCUAUAAUUUCAUCAUGGACUGGAUGAUGGCCAAACUUCUGAGAAAAUGGUCGCUGUUUACUUUUGCGUUUUUCAUAAGAGUAGUCUUGAUUGUUUUUGGUGUUUAUCAAGACAAAACGAUGGUCGUAAAAUACACAGACAUUGACUAUCAUGUAUUCACAGAUGCUUCACAUUUCAUCACAGAGGGAGCCUCUCCAUAUCACAGAGCAACUUACCGCUACACUCCUCUACUAGCGUGGCUGCUGACCCCCAACAUCUACCUCACAUCUGUCUUUGGGAAGCUGCUGUUUGUGACGUGCGACAUUGUCUCGUCCUACCUCACGUACGGGAUCCUACGAGGCCGGGGAAUGAGCUGCCAGGCGGCCUGCGGUUACUGCUCCCUGUGGCUGCUCAACCCCCUGUCCAUGGGAGUGUCCAGUCGUGGGAAUGCCGAGUCUCUGCUGGCCGCGCUGGUCCUCGGCACGCUGAGCUGCGUGGAGCGGAGGCGCUUGGCCGCGGCCGCCUUCCUCUAUGGGCUGUCGGUCCACAUGAAGAUCUACCCAGUGACAUACGCUCUCCCCCUCGCGCUGUCCCUUCAGACCCGCGGUCAGGCCAAGGCGGGUGAGACCACAAUCCCCAUGGGAAGGAGAGUGGCUAGGUUCCUCCUGGGACUCCUUAACAGGGACCUGCUGCAGUUUUUCACUAUAGCAGGAGGAGUCUUCUCUUUACUCACCCUCCUGUUUUACCACAUGUAUGGCUGGGAGUUCCUGCAGGAGACCUACCUCUACCACCUGAUGAGGAGAGACAUCCGCCACAACUUCUCUCCGUACUUCUACAUGCUGUACCUGACGGCAGAGAGCAGGUGGAGUCUGGCACUGGGUCUAGCUGCCUUCCUGCCCCAGCUGGCUCUUCUCCUGCUGGCCUCACUGGCCUUCCACUCUGACCUGGCACUCUGCUGCUUCCUGCACACUGCUAUCUUUGUGAGCUUCAACAAGGUCUGCACCUCUCAGUACUUCCUGUGGUACCUGUGCUUGCUGCCUCUUGUCCUGCCCCGUCUUAUGCUGUCAUUGAAGCAGGGCCUGGGUCUGCUUGUGCUGUGGUUUGCUGGACAGGGGAUUUGGUUGGCACCAGCAUACUAUCUGGAAUUUGAAGGGCAGAACACUUUUGUUCUAAUUUGGCUUGCUGGCUUACUUUUCCUGGCAAUAAACACUUUCAUACUGAUACAAAUCAUUUCCCAUUAUAAACAAGAGGACACUCAGCAUCGACAGAAAUUGGACUAAUUCAGAGAAGCUUCUGGAAGUUUCAGCUAUAGUUGUGGAUCUUAUUGUCUGAUGGAGAAGAGGUUUCAACACAACUACUGACAUAAAAACAGGGUAUUUUGAAAUGUGUGAUUGUUUUACUUUGCUUUUUUAUGUUCGGUUUAUCAAACCUAUGAAAGGGAAUUGCACUUAAUGUCAAGUAUUUAUUUGUGCAUAUGUUAAUCUUAAAAUAAAAAUAAACUUUUUUAUUCA
Conger conger (European conger) is the source of this 1916-nucleotide messenger RNA. It is a transcript of the gene pigm, whose product is annotated as phosphatidylinositol glycan anchor biosynthesis, class M. Gene Ontology annotation, biological process: GPI anchor biosynthetic process. The record is from RefSeq and is a predicted model, not a curated record. Gene Ontology annotation, molecular function: GPI mannosyltransferase activity; alpha-1,4-mannosyltransferase activity. Bases 441 to 1685 code for a protein of 414 amino acids. Gene Ontology annotation, cellular component: membrane; glycosylphosphatidylinositol-mannosyltransferase I complex. Lineage: Eukaryota; Metazoa; Chordata; Actinopteri; Anguilliformes; Congridae. The transcript has 5 exons.